ACUACGAACCAAUGUGACUAAGCCCAGGGCACUCUUCUCUUCUCUUCUCUUCUGAAGCUCGCAAAUGGCAAAUACUCUAUUAUGGCAUCCUCUCCGCAUAAGCUCCUCAGAAUCUAUUCGUUUUCUUCUAUAGUCAAGAAAACGUCUUUGAAAAGUUUAGUCAAAGGAGGCACGAAAUCGAGGUGAUUUUUAUUCGGCGGGUAGGGGUCGCUCAUCAGAUAGCCCACGAACCCUUGCAAGCUUUUCUACGAUUGAAAUCCUUAUCCGGCAACCAUCUUUUUCGAUCGUAACUGAAUCGUAAGCUCCCGGAAACUUGCAAUUUUUUGAUUUUUUAUUUUUUAAAUUUGGGAAACAGGAAUAUGCUAAACUAUCAAUUCAGUCGAACCUACUGAGAUGUUCUUCAAGCCCCAAAACUCGAGGUUUCAUUCAUAUAUUCAUCAUUAUGUACAGUUUUCUAGUAUAACCACAAAAUGCGAAUCAAGGUUUCGUUUUUCCCAAUACCCUCUUGUUUAUAAUGUAUCAUUUGCAUUUUUCUCAUCCCAAACCUUCAAGUCCAGACCAUAUUUGGAAGGUUCUUGUGGGAAAUAUGCAGAAAGUUCACAUUUUGGUGAUAUUAGAAAUAUGGAUGUUGCAAGUGAAGAAGUGGGGUGUAGAGAGUAUGGGAGCUUAAGCUUUUCAGACACAUGUUAUAGUGAUAGAGAGGAUAGGGAAAGCUGUAAAUUUGAUGAUUUGGAUGAGUGUGAAGAGUCGGGAAAGGAAGAUGGAGGGGAGAGUGAUGGUGAUGACAAUGGUGAGGAUUUUAAAAUUUUGGAUUCAUUUGAUCGGAAUCAAAAGCGAAGUAAUUGGUGUAAAGUGAAAACUGAGUGGGUGGAGGAUGAAAUGAGACACCCUUUGGUAAAAGAAAUAUGUAGGUUAAUUGAUUUGAGAGCAUCGUGGACUCCAAAGCUCGAGGGGGAACUAAGGCACUUACUAAAAAGCUUGAAACCUCUGCAAGUUUGUGCGGUAUUAAGGUCUCAAUCUGAUGAAAGGGUCGCCUUAAUGUUCUUUUAUUGGGCGGACUGGCAAUGGAGGUAUAGGCAUGAUCCGGUUGUGUAUUAUGAGAUGCUUCGAGUUCUAAGCAAGACUAAGUUGUGCCAAGGAGCUAAACGUGUUCUCCGCCUCAUGGCACGGAGAAGAAUCGAACUCCAGCCCGAAGCUUUUGGUUUUCUGAUGGUUUCUUUUAGUCGUGCUGGAAAUACGAGGAAAGCAUUGCAGGUUCUUACUUUGAUGCAGAAAGCGGGAGUUGGGCUAGAUUUGGGAAUAUGUAAUACUGCAAUUUAUGUUUUGGUGAAGGGGAAUAAGUUGGAGAAGGCGUUGAGGUUUUUGGAACGUAUGCAAGUAGUUGGAAUUACACCCGAUGUUGUCUCGUAUAAUUGCUUAAUCAAGGGGUACUGUGAUGUCCAUCGAGUCGAAGAUGCACUCGAGCUUAUUGCACAGAUGCCAUAUAAAGGUUGUCCCCCGGACAAAGUGAGUUACUACACAGUAAUGGGAUUUUUGUGUAAGGAGAAAAGAGUGGAUGAAGUAAAAGAGUUAAUGGAGAAGAUGACGAAAGAUAAUGAUUUGUACCCUGAUCAGGUUACUUAUAAUACUCUUGUACAUAUGCUCUCGAAGCAUGGCCACCCAGAUGAAGCGUUAAUCUUUUUAAGGGAAGGGGAAGCCCGAGGGUUCGGUAUUGACAAAGUUGGAUACAGUACAGUAAUAAACUCGUUCUGUAAGGCGGGGAGGAUGGAUAGGGCGAAAGAGCUCGUUAAUGAAAUGAUUGCCAAUGGAUGUGUUCCCGAUGUGGUGACUUACACUGCUGUCGUGGAUGGAUUUUGCUCGAUAGGAGAGGUCGAUCAAGGGAAAAAGCUACUCCAGCAGAUGUACAAACAGGGUUGCAAGCCAAACACGGUAUCAUACACGGCCCUUUUGAAUGGGCUUUGUCGAACGGGGAGAUCUUCGGAAGCAAGAGAGACGAUGAAUAUGAGUGAGGAUGGGUGGUGGAGGCCGAAUGCUGUGACGUAUUGUGUUGUGAUGCAUGGCUUUCGUAGGGAAGGAAAGCUCCUGGAGGCGUGUAAUAUAGUCAGGGAAAUGAUUGGAAAGGGGUUUUUCCCUUCUCCAGUCGAAAUUAACCGACUUAUUCAAGAUCUUUGUAGGGAGGAGAGAACGGUCGAGGCAAAGAAGUUUCUGGAAGAGUGUCUGAGAAAAGGGUGUGCCAUUAAUGUCGUAAACUUUACUACUGUAAUUCACGGUUUCUGUUUAAAAAACGAUUUGGGUUCUGCUCUUUCCGUUCUCGAUGACAUGUAUUUGAUUAACAAACAUCCGGACGUUGUCACGUAUACGACACUAAUAGGUGCAUUAGGGAAGAACGGUAGGAUUGAAGAGGCAAUCGAAAUGACCAAGAAACUGCUCCACGAGGGUUUGGUUCCUACUCAAGUGACAUAUCGUACAAUAAUCCAUCAUUUUUGUCGGCAGGGUCGGGUCGAGGAUCUAUUGAAGUUGUUAGAGAAGAUGUUGUCGAGACAAGAGUGCCGGACUGUGUACAACCAAGUCAUCGAAAAGCUGUGCAGUUUCGGAAAUCCCGACGAGGCUUAUAAGCUUCUGGGCAAAAUUCUCCGGACUGCUUCAAGAACCGAUGCCAAUACCUGCCACGUUCUUAUCGAGAGUUAUUUGAGAAAAGGAAACCCUUUGCUCUCGUAUAGGGUUGCCUGUCGAAUGGUCAAGCGGAAUCUGGUUCCCGACUUAAAGCUGUGUGAAAUAGUGAACGAGAAGUUGAUGUUAGACGGGAAAGCAUGCGAGGCAGACAAGCUUAUGAUGCUUUUAGUGGAACGUGGCCACAUUCUUAUCGAGAGUUAUCUGAAAAACGGAAACCCUUUGCUCUCGUUUAAGGUUGUCUGUCGAAUGCUCAGUCGGAAUCUGGUUCCCGAUUUAAAGCUGUGUGAAAUAGUGAAGGAGAAGUUGACGUUAGAUGGGAAAUCACACGAGGCAAACAAGCUUAUGAUGCUUUUAGUGGAACGUGGCCACGUUUUGCCUAAACAUCAGCAGCAGCAAUUGACUUGAGAAGUGACAAGCAAGGGACGCAAUUAACGAGAAUAGAACUUUACUUGGCGCUUGAACUUGGUCCCGCUUUAAACUGGCCGUUUUUACCAGAUAUCAAAGCGGCUGUGUGCUCACUUGUGAGGUUGAAUCUCAUCAUUCAUUGGAGUAGACAUCCAAUCUAAAGAAAGUGCAACAUGAGAAAGAAUGUGAGAAUUUUGCUACUUGCAAGGUAAAAGACCAGUUUAUCAAGUGUUUGAGAGAGAGGGGGAGGGUGGUGUAUCUGUUUACUGAUUUGUAUGAAGUUGAUGAUAAUAAUUUUACCCUGUAAUGGGCUUGCUUAGGUGUGUAAUUGAGUCGAGAAUAGUCAAAACUUGAAACUCGGCUUUAUUUUUAAGAAAUUGAAAUUCGAGCUUUAUUGAGCUCAAGCUAUUUGAAUUUAUUAUAAAAA
This is a messenger RNA of Ipomoea nil (Japanese morning glory), 3505 nucleotides long. RefSeq names its product pentatricopeptide repeat-containing protein At1g09900. Bases 394 to 3078 code for a protein of 894 amino acids. The record is from RefSeq and is a predicted model, not a curated record. NCBI's taxonomy places the organism in Eukaryota, Viridiplantae, Streptophyta, Magnoliopsida, Solanales, Convolvulaceae. The transcript is spliced from 3 exons. Gene Ontology annotation, molecular function: protein binding.